Carlito syrichta (Philippine tarsier) is the source of this 753-nucleotide messenger RNA. RefSeq names its product centrosomal protein of 112 kDa-like. NCBI's taxonomy places the organism in Eukaryota, Metazoa, Chordata, Mammalia, Primates, Tarsiidae. The record is from RefSeq and is a predicted model, not a curated record. The transcript is spliced from 8 exons. The annotation marks the transcript as partial.
CUCAGUAAGGAACAAUACACGGGGACGCUCCAGAUGAGAUCACAUUCUAUGAGUCCAACUUACAGAGAAGAUGGACAAAAUAUUACACCAAAGAUUUGCGAAGUUCGUUUGACAGCACCUCCUGUUUCCUUGGAUGACAGUGAUAUUGAAGCUCGCCUUAAUAGUUGGAAUCUUGGGAUAGAAAAUCCUCGGUACCUGAGGCAGAAGACUAUUCCAGUUUCUCUGAUGACUCCCAAAUUCAGCCUGAGAAAAUCCAGCAGUCUCCAUGAUGAUCAUUUCCUAUCUCGAAUGUAUGAGAAAGAGUUGGACAUGAAAACAAAAAUGAUGGAAGCUAAAUUUCAUGAAGAAAAGCUUAAACUGCAGCAGAAACAUGAUGCUGAUGUUCAAAAGAUUUUAGAAAGAAAGAAUAAUGAAAUAGAGGAACUGAAAAUGUUAUACAAAAAGAAACAAAAUGAAGCUGAAGAGACUAUUAGAAAGCUUGAAAAGAAAGUUCAGACCCUUGUACGUGACUGUCAAAUUAUCAGAGAAACUAAAGAAAACCAGAUUGCAGAACUGAAAAAGAUAUGUGAACAAAGUACAGAAUCUCUAAAUAAUGACUGGGAAAAAAAGCUCCAUAAUGCUGUAGCAGAAAUGGAAAAGGAAAAGUUUGAUCUUCAAAAGCAACACACUGAAAACAUUCAAGAAUUGCUGGAGGAUACAAAUGUACGUCUGAAUAAAAUGGAGGGUGAAUACAUGGCACAAACACAGUCUACA